This is a messenger RNA of Epinephelus lanceolatus (giant grouper), 3348 nucleotides long. It is a transcript of the gene rgs5a, whose product is annotated as regulator of G protein signaling 5a. NCBI's taxonomy places the organism in Eukaryota, Metazoa, Chordata, Actinopteri, Perciformes, Serranidae. The record is from RefSeq and is a predicted model, not a curated record.
GAAAGCAAGAGGGUCUCUGAGACUCAUCGUGGGCUGACGGGAAGACUUAAUUUACUUGCACAUACUGUGACUGAAAACGCUGGAAAAUGUGUAAAGGAUUAGCUGCAUUACCCCAAACAUGCCUCGAAAGGGCGAAGGAGAUCAAGACAAAAUUGGGUGUCUUGCUCCAGAAGCCAGAAAAUGCCAUUGACCUCAUUAUCCCCUACCCCGAGAAGACCGAGAAGAAACCAGAGAAGCAGCAGAAGCCCACUCCUGAGGAGGCUGCUCAGUGGCGUGAAAGUCUGGACCGAGUCCUGAACAACAGCUAUGGUCUGGCUGCUUUCCGCAGCUUUCUGCAGUCUGAGUUCAGUGAUGAGAAUAUUGAGUUCUGGAUGAGCUGUGAGGACUUCAAGAAGACCAAGAACCCCGUGAAGAUGGCCACCAAAGCCAAGAAGAUCUAUGAGGACUUCAUCCAGUCUGAGGGACCAAGAGAGGUAAACAUUGACCACUUCACCAAGGAUGUGACCCUGAGGAACCUCGUGGAUCUGUCCCCCACCACCUUUGACCUGGCCCAGAAGAGGAUCUACGCCCUGAUGGAGAAAGACUCCUUCGCGCGUUUCCUCCGGUCUGUGCAGUACCAGGAGCUCCUGGUCAACUAAGCAAGAUGAAGGGUCUGAGGAGCUGGGUGGGGGGGUGGGGAAGUUUCAAACAGCAGUAAGUUAUCAUGACAACAAAAGGAAACAGCUUAUCAUUUUUUUAAUUAAAUAUUUCUAAUAAACUACCAUUGUGUAAGACAGCUUGAGAACCGAAGACCUUUAUUUUUCAAAAUAUCCACAACAUGAAGGGCAAAAUGAAAUUAUAUUUCCGAAUGCUGAUACUUCUAAUGUAACUAAAGGAAAAGACUGCCUUUUGAAAUAACCCUACCUCCCCGCCCAACACACACAUACAUGUUCUUGUACUUCUGUACUAGUGAGGACCUUCCAUUGACAACUAUCAUUCUCAAUCCUCUUAAAGAAGUGAGGGUCUCCCAGAAUUGCCUCACUUAUCAAAAAUGGCCUAAAAAAUCUGAUUGGUUCUCACACAAAGGAAGAAGUACAGGAACAAAGAUAGAGAGAGAGUCAAGAUCCAACAAAACAGGACAGAUACCAAUGUGUUUCUGUGAAGAACAACUCAAUCUUUUAAAGCUUGGCCACAAAGUUUGUUCUUCAAAAUUUGGAUGCAAAUACAAAGUAUGAGAUUAUUCCUUGAAAACUUAAUCAGACUUUCACAUGUGCAUCAAGGCACAAGUGUUGCUUUCCCACACCUGUCAAGUCAGUACUCCAAGGACAACUUUUUAGACUAAAAGCCUUAAUGCAGGGCCGUUCCUGGUCUGGUGCCUUAGGCCAGAAAUCCACUGACAAUUAUAUUCAUGAUUAACUUAAAUCAACUUCUGGUUUAUAUCAUGUCAUUAACACCUUGGGUGGCUGCCUGGUUUGCCUAUGCCUAAAAACGACCAUGCCUUAAUGUGAAAUUAAUAAGAUGUUGGAUUUUUCAAUAGAAAGCAAACUUUAUCUAGGGGUCACAUUGGAAACUAAACCAAAGCUAACCAAUAAAAUAUUCCUAAAUGAAAACCAGUUUGCAUUUUCGUAAAAACAAAAAUACCCAUUUACCUUAAAUGUACAAAUAUGUUCCCAGUUUGACCCCCCUUCCCUUGCCCCAGACUUGCUAGUCUAAUUUAGAAGGAGGUCAGAGGGACUUUUAAGUACUUUGUGGUUUUCCCAGGAAGACUUAAAGAUAUUAUUACACCAGUCUGAGUGCCUGGAAAAAGAUAUGACUCACAACAUUUUCUUUCUAUAGGAAAAAAUGAUUGGGAAACUCUUAAAAGAAAUAACAGUUACACAGUUGGCUGCUCUAAAUCAAUCAAUAAUUGAAUAAUUUCCAGCAACGACCAAAUAUUUUGUCAAUUAAUUAAAAGAACCUGUAACAUAGUUGACCAUCUUCUGCUAUCAAUGCAUUAGUAAUGAUUAUCACACAGCUCUCUUUUUGUCUCUUCCACUUUCUCACACUCACACAGACAGUAAUUUUGGAUUUUCACCAAACUCCCCUUUUGGUUGCGAUGCAUCCUGGGAGAGCCAUUCUUGAGAACAGUGCUGGCUAGUUGGCUCAGUGGUCAAGCUCCUUGGCUACCACUAAACUGCAUGUUGCUAAGAUGGGAAAAUCAAGUGGGAGGGAAUCUUAAAAAAAAGAAGUGAACAGAGCAGUGGUUUUAACAGAGAAAGGUCUUUUUUCCCGUGUGAUAAUACCAAAGUUGUAUGUAUGCAUGCCGAGUCACUAAAAAGGUCCAGACCUGGUUUUAGUGGUUAUAGUGAAAAACACGGGAGAUAGGACUUGCAGGUUUGCAGCACUAAACAAUGCCAAUACUGGUUAUUGAGAAUCAUUUUAUUGUGGUCUUUGAAUUAUAAGCCAAAGUUUAAAGUCAUAAAGGAAAUUUAAGAAAGCAGAGGCAUUGCAAUCAGACAAGCACACACAAAGUAGUCACAUGUACUUUUCACUUUAAAUGCACGUGUUAUUUUCCAGAUAAACAGUUUCAACCAUGAGUUAUUAUUCACCACAUGCUGUAACAAACACUGGUAUUCACAUAACUUACACUAAGCUGAGACAGAGAUGGAGGUGAUGGUGGAUUUGGUGUUGGUGUGUAAUGUUAAAGUGUCCUAAAUGUAUACCUUUAGUUGAAUGUAGUAAUCAUAAAGUGUGAUUAUAUACUAUAUACCCUUUGAUGCUUUUUAUAUUAAACAAAAGCAUAUGUCUUAAUCAACACAUGAAUAUUGUUAUCUAGAUAUUCAGCAUUUUAUAAGUCCUUAUUGUUACCCUACAAUCCAACUGUUACACACUAAAACAAAAUGAAAAACUAUAUUCAGAAAAGAGAUAUUUUCUCACAUUUCAACUUAACUGAAUUGUUGAAUGUACUUCUUAAAAGGGGCAUUGAAAUAACCAACAAAUAUUAAAAAAAGAGAGAGAGAGAGAUUUAUUUCCAUUUAAAACAGCAUUGUCAAGGGUCUAUUGUGGCACAGAUUAGCCAGUCUGGUGUCAUAACCUUAAAUGUAAAACAAGUCAAUGAUCAGAAAAAUCAAUAAGGGCUUUAACAGUGCUGAGUAUGCAUUAUUUGAUGUAGCCUUGCAUGUACGAUGAGUCAAUCACAUAAAAAUAUAUAUGCAUACAAUUCCUGAAGAUGUAUUUAUUUUUACGUGUAAAUAUCAACGAUUUACAACCAACUGUGUCUAAGUUAUUCUUAAAUACAACAAUGGAAUCCAUGAUUUUUUGAACAGAGAGCUGGCGAGGACUCUUCCCAGAAUCUUUUCACUGUUAUAAAAGAAAAGAAGAAACACCUGA